Messenger RNA from Vitrella brassicaformis, 732 nucleotides. The record is from the annotation of a GenBank genome assembly. Lineage: Eukaryota; Vitrellaceae.
UCAGUGGAAGAGCGAUUUGGUGACGCGGGCGAUCUCGUCGCCCGCAGCCGCCAAGUGAGCGCCCGCCAUCCUCAUCCCCCGAAUCGCCCCCCGCCCCAGCUCCACGCAGCAGCAGGCUUCCUUGGGCGGCGCCCACGUGACCAUCCACAGCCUGCCGUCGCGCUCCCAGUGGGCGAUGUCCCACUGGGUGAGGGCACUGGCAUACCAGCCGUUGUCGCCCUCACCCCAGGUGGACACCGGCACCACCAGGAUCUUCUUGCUGCUAGGGCAGGCCGUGGUGGGAGUGGCUGCCGCUUUCUGCAUGACAGCGGAUUGCCCAGACAGCACAGCACAGCAGAACGUCAAGUGUUGUUUAUGUAGGUAGAUAGGUCUGUAGAUGUACCUGGCGGCUGUACGACUCAACGUCGUAGUUCAUGUUCUUCAUGUCCUUCCCCUCCUGGGUGCCCCGCACGGACUCCAGGAAGGCCUUGCACUCCUGCAGGCAGUGAGCAGACAAAAAUUGUUGGUUGAUGCUCGUGCUGGCCCGCGCUGUGCGGUGUGCCUCCCGUCCCUUGCUCACUGCCGGGUGCUCGCGCCUCAGGCGCUGGUACUUGAGCACGUAGGCCUCCCUGGAGUCCUUGUACACGUCGGGCACCUCGAUGCCCCUACUCAUCAGGGUCUGCCUGAGGGCAGCAGCAGCGGGCGUCCGGAUUGGCGGCAUCCUCUCUUCCCUCUCUCUCUCUCUCUUUCUUU